GCAGGGAGUAUUCAUCAGAUUGAGAGAGGAGCGAAUGAGAAAAACCUACAAAACUAGACUGUAUUAAAACAAUGAAACUCUUCAUUAUAGUGAUUCUGUCAGUUAAGAUCUGCCUAACUGACUGCAAUACUAUUAAUGAGGAUCCAGAGACCACAGAGACUACAGUAUAUAAUGAAACAGAAUUGCUUGAACCACCAGUCAAUGAUUCGGAGGUGUCAACACAAACGCUAUAUGUAAGAGGGCCUUGCCCCUAUGGCUUCAUACACAAUCCUAAUCAGAGGACCUGUUAUUCCCUGAACAUCAAUAACCCAGGAUUGACGUGGUUUGAGGCUCUAACUUUCUGCAUGUCAAUGCACGCCAACCUUGUUGCAGUAGAGUCUGAGCAGGAACAGAUAUUCAUUAUAGGCAUGAUUAGGCACUUUGGUCAAGGGCAUACUGAUCUAUGGACUGGUGGUAACACAUUGACUAAACGAGGAGACUGGAUUUGGGCAGGAGGUCUGCAUAGGCCACCAAAGCGCUUCACAUACACAAGAUGGGACCCAGGAGAACCAAGCAAUAGCAACAAUAAUGAAAAGUGUGUCCACUUCAAUAGGGCUAAAUCACAUAGAUGGAAUGAUGCAAGAUGUGACAAUAAAUAUUACUUUAUUUGUGAAAAGGAUGUUUAAAUAGCAAUAAAAUGAGUAAAUUAUUACAGAAACAUACAUGUAGAUACUAUGCACAAACAUUAUAGAAAAUGUUCAAUUCCAUAUAAUGUUGAAGGAUUUAAGUCCAGGACUCAAUAAAUUGAAGAUGAUUUAAA
This is a messenger RNA of Owenia fusiformis, 799 nucleotides long. NCBI's taxonomy places the organism in Eukaryota, Metazoa, Annelida, Polychaeta, Sabellida, Oweniidae. The record is from the annotation of a GenBank genome assembly.